GUUUUAUGACCUUUGACCUAUUUACACGAGGUAGAGGGUGAUUAUAGCUGUUCAUGAAUGAAUACCGGUGUAUUUCUGUUGUAAAUAUGAAGGCAAAAUUUGUACUGAGUUUUUACUGUGGUCUUAUUCUUAGUGAUUUGAUUGGAAAUGCUAAAUUGGAUGCAGCAAAAACAACAAAAAAGACAACAAAAUCACAUGUAACAUCUACACUACAAAUGACAACCGAAACCACUUCGUCAACAUCCACGCAAAACCAUACAGCACCAACAGCUCAAAACACGACAACAGUAGCAUCAUCUCCAGGAAUGACAACAGGAUCAAUGGAUUCUAACAUGACAACAUUUUCUAACAACAUGACAACACAGCCAACAAAUGCUUCAAGUGAAACUCCAUCUGUUGUCACAACUUUACCAUCCACUAUGACAUCACAAUUCACAAUGACGUCAACAUUACAUACCAUUCCAACAACCACCCAUCGCUCGCUUCCUGCUACAAAGAAGAAGGAAUUCGAUGCGUGGUCCUUCCUUGGUGGUGUAGCACUAGGACUUUUAGUAACAUUAGCCUGCAUUGGACUCGUUUAUUACUUCAACAAUCGAACGCCAUUUUCAAACAAGAGUGUACAGUACCGCGCCAUGGAACAUUAAUUAUCGUCUUACAUUGAUUUUCGUUUAAUACGCAUGUUGGCCGGCAUAAAAUUGAUCAUUGUAAGCCGUGCCGUGCUGAAUACCAGUGAAUACUCAGAUACUGUGUCAUUUACAUGUGUGUAAGAGAUACUAUUAAAAACUGCUCACACACUUUGUAAUAUUUCUAUGCAUAAUUUCUACAUGUCUGCUUUAAACCUUUGUAAUUUUUUAAAUGCAAUAUUUAUAUAAAUACUGUCGAG
This is a messenger RNA of Saccostrea cuccullata (small rock oyster), 883 nucleotides long. RefSeq names its product mucin-5AC-like. Bases 54 to 644 code for a protein of 196 amino acids. NCBI's taxonomy places the organism in Eukaryota, Metazoa, Mollusca, Bivalvia, Ostreida, Ostreidae. The transcript is spliced from 2 exons. The record is from RefSeq and is a predicted model, not a curated record.